This is a messenger RNA of Enhydra lutris kenyoni (northern sea otter), 4000 nucleotides long. Its product is annotated as cadherin related family member 2. The transcript is spliced from 31 exons. Gene Ontology annotation, molecular function: calcium ion binding; cell adhesion molecule binding. The coding region runs from base 1 to 3927 and encodes 1308 amino acids. Gene Ontology annotation, biological process: homophilic cell-cell adhesion. The record is from RefSeq and is a predicted model, not a curated record. Lineage: Eukaryota; Metazoa; Chordata; Mammalia; Carnivora; Mustelidae. Gene Ontology annotation, cellular component: plasma membrane.
AUGGCAUGGCCGUGGCUGUCCUGCCUCCUGCUUCUUACCCUUGUGGUGUCUGUGACAGCCAACACGGCCCCAGUGUUCUUAAAAAACAUGUCAAGAGUGAAUUUGCCCGAGGACUUACCAGUGGGUGCCGAGGCCUUCUGGUUGGUCGCGCAGGACCAGGACAAUGAUACAUUGACCUAUGCGAUUAGUGGCCCAGAUGCCUCCGUCUUCUCUGUCACCCCGACCACCGGGGAAGUGAAGCUGGCUCACCCUCUGGACUAUGAGACCGCCUACUUACUCCAAAUCAUCAUCUCCGUGACCGACCCUCACCUGCAGGUGCAGAAGACAAUGCAGGUGAUUGUAGAAGAUAGAAACGACAAUGCUCCCGUUUUCCAGAAUACUGGCUUCUCCACCAGCAUCAAUGAGACCCUGCCAGUCGGCUCCCUGGUAUUCUCUGUGCUGGCCACGGACCCAGACACGGGGUUAGCAGGAGUGGUGGUGUACUCCAUAGAGAAGGUCAUCCCUAGCACUGAGGAGAACCAGCACCUCUUCAAGAUCUUACCCAAUGGCUCCAUCAUCCUCAAUGGCAGCCUCAGCUACAACAACAAGAGUGCCUUCUAUCAGCUGGAGCUGAAGGCCUCUGACUCAGGUGGCUUAUACAACAACACCUUCAUCAUCCGCAACUCCUCACAUGUCUUCCUGUCCAUCUCUGUGGUCGAUGAGCCAGACCUGGACCCCCAGUUUGUCAGGGAGAUUUACUCGGCCUCUGUGGCUGAGGAUGCACCCCAGGGAGAAUCGGUGCUGAAGGUAGAGGCUGUGGAUAGUGACAAAGGCAUUAAUGACCUGGUGACCUACAGCAUUUCCAACUCCACAAUGCCCGGCUGGUUUGACAUCGGGCCGGAUGGGGUGAUCAGGGUCACCGGUUCCCUGGACCGUGAGCAGCUGCUGGAGGAGGAUGAGGAGGUGAAGGUGCAGGUCACGGCCACCGAGAUGCACCCCAACAUCUAUGGACAAAAUGCCAAGGUGAGCACAUGGGUCACGCUGAUGGUGACAGAUGUCAAUGACCACAAACCUGAGUUCUACAACUGCAGCCUCCCGGCCUGCACCUUCUCCCCCCAAGAGGCCCAAGUCAACUUCACCGGCUACGUGGAUGAACAUGCCUCCACCCGCAUCCCUAUCGACAGCCUCACCAUGGUGGUCUACGACCCAGACAAGGGCAGCAAUGGCACCUUCCUGCUAUCUGUGGGUGGACCUGAUGCUGAGGCCUUCAGCGUCUCCCCGGAUCGGGCAGCAGGCUCCACGGACGUGCAGGUGUUGGUGAGAGCUCCCGCGCUGGUGGACUAUGAGAAUAAGACAGUGAUGCUGGUGCAGGUCGUGGCUACUGACUCAGUCAGUGGGAACGCCUCCGUCGCCCUGGUGACCAUCCACCUUAGAGACAUUAAUGACCACCGGCCCACAUUCCCCUACAGCUUUUACAACCUCAGUAUCUGGGAGCACAGUGCAGAUGGCACUGUGGUCACCGACAACAUCCAUGCCUUUGACCCUGACACAGGAGAGGGGGGCCGCAUCACCUACAGCCUGCUUCCAGGGAAUGGGGCAGACAUCUUUGAGGUGGACCAGAGCUCAGGCACAGUGACAGUGAGGAACGGUGAGGUGUUGGACCGAGAGAAGCAGGCCGAGUACUACCUGACGUUGCAGGCCACAGACGGUGGGAACUUGGCAGCCUCCACUACGCUGCACAUUGUCCUGCUGGACAUCAACGACAACAAGCCUGUGGUCAGCGGCUCCUACAACAUCUUUGUCCAGGAGGAGGAGGGCGACGUCUUUGUGACCAUCCAGGCUCGGGACGAUGACCAGCCCGACAACAAAAACAGCCGUCUGCAUUUCAGCCUGCUGCCCGGCACCUACAGCCAUAACUUCUCGGUAGACCCCGAUAAAGGGAUCCUCAGAAACCUGGGGCCCCUGGACCGAGAGGCCAUUGAACCUGCCCUGGGGGGCCAAAUCGUGCUGACCGUGCUUGUGUCUGACUGCGGCGAGCCGGUCCUCAGCACCGAAGUCAACGUUACCAUCAAUGUGGAGGACAUUAAUGACAACCUGCCCAUCUUCAACCAGUCCGUUUACUCCUUCUCAGUGAAGGAGAGGGACCAAGGCAAGCUGGUGGGUGUGGUGACUGCCUGGGAUGCGGAUCAGACGGAAGCUAACAACCGCAUCAGCUUCAUCCUGUCGGGGAGCGGCGCCAACACCUUCGUACUGCGUGGCUUGGUUCUGGGGUCUGGGUGGGCUCAGGGCCGCCUCUGGCUGCCCUCAGAUGUGAGCCUGGACUAUGAGACACAGGCUUCCUACAAUCUGACUGUGAGUGCUGAGAACCCAGACCCCCAGGGGAGAGAGGCCACAGCAGGAGUUUCUGUGGCCGUGGAGGACGUGAACGAUGAGCCCCCCACUCUGGACUCAACCUCACUCCGGGGCAUCCGGGUCUCUGAGAAUGGCACACAGCAUGGCAUGGUGGCCCAGGUGGUGGCCUGGGACGUGGAUACCUUGUCCCAGCUGGAGAUACAACUUGUGAACGUCGUCUGUACCAAGGCCGGGGUCAACGUGGGCAGCCUGUGCCAUGGCUGGUUCUCCGUGCUGGCCAAUGGCUCAGUGUUCAUCAGUCAGAGUGAGGCCAUUGACUAUGAGUCCUGUGACCUGGUCACGCUGGUUGUGCGGGCCUGGGACAUCACCACAGACCCCCGCUUCCUGGCCCACAGUGACAACGGAAGCCUUGCCAUCACCAUCGAGGACAUGAAUGACAACGCCCCCUAUUUUCUGCCUGAAAGUAAGACUUUCGUUAUCAUCCCAGAACUUGUGGUCCCCAACCAGCAGGUGGCUUCUGUCCAGGCCAGAGACAAUGACUCAGGGAAUAAUGGAGCCAUCCUCUUCUCUAUCCUCCAAGUGGAUUUCAUCGCCAAGGAUGGGGCCACAACCCCUUUCCAGGGCUACUUCCGGGUCACUACCUCUUUAGAGGCAGACAUGUUCAUUGGCAACAUUGAGCUGGUGACCAACCUUGAUUCCACUCUCCAAGGCACCUACCAAGUGACAGUCCUGGCCCAGGACAAACCUUCAGUGGGUCCUGCUCAGGAAGCUAAAAUCACCCUGAAUCUCUUCACUGUGGACCAAAGUUAUCGUGUCAGGUUGCAGUUCUCCAUGAACAAGGAGGAGGUGGGCGCCAACGUGGAGAAGAUUGUCGCUGUUCUCGCUCAGACCACCAGGACUACUGUCUAUGUUGUGAGCAUUCAGGACAUGGAAUCCACAGCUCGGGCCCGGGGCCGUUCCUACCUUGAUGCCUAUUUUGUCUUCUCGAACGGGACAGCCCUGACCCUUGAUGAGCUGAGUGUGAUGAUCCGGAAUGACCAGGACUCACUGAUGCAGCUGCUGCAGCUGGGGCUGGUGGUACUGGGUUCCCAGGAGAGCCAGGAGUCAGACCUGCCAAAGUUGCUCAUCAGUGUCAUCAUAGGAUUGGGAGUGGCUUUGCUGCUGGUCAUCGUGAUCAUGACCACGGCCCUUGUGUGUAUCCGGAAGAGCUACCACCGGAAGCUUCGGGCUGUGAAGGCUGCUAAGGAGGCCCGAAAGACAGCGGCAGGGGUGAUGCCCUUGGCCUCUGCCAUCCCUGGGACGAACAUGUACACCACUGAGCGGGCCAACCCUAUGUUGGACCUCCCCACCAAGGACCUGAACUUCAAUUCCCAAUCCUCCUCCAGUGACCUAGAUCACAUGAGUCUCAAUUCCCUGGAUGACAACUCUGUUGACCUGGAAAAGGACAAGGAGAUAAUCAAGAAGGAAGCCCUACACAGUCUGAUGGAGCUAGAUACAGAGCCACUGGGCAUGGUGCUGUCAGGAAGGAAGGAAGACAGAGGUGGACAGCAGGAGCUGUCCUUCACCAAUGCUGGCCUGGACACCACAGACGUGUGAUGUCCCUGCCACAGGACCCUUGCUGCAGAGCCCCCCACGGUGAUCUACCUCGGAAGAAGUCUUGUCACCCCAA